Messenger RNA from Racocetra persica, 497 nucleotides. The record is from the annotation of a GenBank genome assembly. Lineage: Eukaryota; Fungi; Glomeromycota; Glomeromycetes; Diversisporales; Gigasporaceae.
AUGACAAAUAAAAAAGACAAUAUCGCAACAAGCUCCUCAGAUCCUAUUGAUUCACCACCACCUUACACACCUCUUCCCUCACAAUCUCGAGAAGUUGAACCCAAUGAAACUACGCGUCUUUACCCAAAUGUUCCAAAACAUUCUUAUUCCUCUGCCCCAACUCCAAUUUAUAACCCACCUCAACAACCUUCGGUUACAGCAUAUUAUCAACCCGAUACUGUUAUUUUAGGUCCAGCAGUUUCUAUUUUUGAUUUACGUAGCGAACCAGCUGUUACUUGUUGCCCACAUUGUAACCAAAUAGUUUUGAGCAAGACGGACUUUCGAUCUGGAACUUGCACUUGGUUAUCAUCCCUUGGUUUAUUUGCAAUUGGAGUGACAAUGUGGGGAUGUUGUUUGUUUCCCUUUUGUAUCAAUGAUUUGAAAGAUUGCAUUCAUUCGUGUCCUAAUUGUGGUCAUGGUAUAGCUAGAUACUCAAGAUUUGAAGGAAGAGCAUAUAA